AUGGCUGCCAAAGCGGUUAAGAAGAAACUUAAGACUAUCGCCUCUGAACUUGCAGCGCUAUUGUCAUUCAGCUCUCAGUUUGAUGUUUCAACUGGUAACAUCAACGAGGUGCAUGUAAGGAUCGAAUGCUUGCCUGAUAUCUCGGAGAGAUUUGAGCUGCUUCAAACCGAGCUAGGGACGAGGCAACGUAUUACUGAACGAUUGACACACAAAGAUCUUCUGUUCAGUGUCAAGGCAUCUUUAAUGAGUCUGUUGGAUUCCAAGCAGAAGAAUAGUUCAAGUGCUCCAUCAAUCAGUGAGGUGACAAGACCUGAUGGUGAAAGUUUAAUGAGACUUCCGCCAAUCGAUGCACCAAAAUUCAAUGGCGACUGGCAGAUGUAG
This is a messenger RNA of Macrosiphum euphorbiae (potato aphid), 381 nucleotides long. Lineage: Eukaryota; Metazoa; Arthropoda; Insecta; Hemiptera; Aphididae. The record is from the annotation of a GenBank genome assembly.